GUCUCCCCCACCCUCCUAGUUCCUCCUCUCGCUCACACCCACCCCGCUCUCUAAUUGGAUUUCAUUACUGGUUCCUUUCAGUUUUUCCCUGCUGGACUUUGUCGUCGGGUCGGACAGCUCUCAGGGAUUUUCUUCCCCCUUUUUUUUUCGACACGCACAAACAUCAGAGGCAGCUCUCGGAGACCUCACAUCAACUGCCCUGACACUGCAAUGGCCUCGCCCAGACUUCCACCUCUGCUGCCCUCCCUCCUCCUCUUCCUCCUCUUCCUCCUCAUCCAAGUCUCCACCCAGCUGGAAGACAAUAAGAUCCCCCCCAGUCUGUGCACGGGCCACCCAGGGAUCCCCGGCGCUCCCGGAGGUCACGGCAGUCCCGGUCAGCCGGGGAGGGACGGCCGGGACGGGAGGGACGCCGCCCCCGGGGAGAAAGGAGAGAAGGGCGAGCGAGGAGAAGCAGGUGAGACCGGAGCGCGAGGCUUCACCGGAGACCGGGGGGACCGGGGGGAGAAGGGGGAGCGGGGCCCGUCGGGGGAGUGCGCCGUGGCUCCGAAGUCGGCCUUCAGCGUCAAGCUGUCCCAGCAGGGCCUCACUCUGCCGCUGUCCGUGGGCGACGCCGUCCGCUUCGACACCGCCGUGAUCAACGAGCAGGCGGACUACAACACCGAGACGGGCCGCUUCACCUGCAAGGUCCCGGGGGUCUACUACUUCGCCGUGCACGCCACGGUGUACCGGGCCAGCCUGCAGUUCGACCUGAUGAAGAACGGCCACGCCGUGGCCUCGUACUUCCAGUUCUACGGGAACUGGCCCAAACCGGCGUCGCUGUCGGGCGGCUCCAUGCUCCACCUGGUGCCUGGAGACCAGGUGUGGGUCCAGAUGGCGCUGUCCGAGUACAACGGCUUCUACGCCAGCACCAAGACGGACAGCACCUUCAGCGGCUUCCUGGUGUACUCGGACUGGAAAAACUCUGCCGUGUUUGCAUGACGUGCGCUCAUGGAGAAAAGAAAGUCUGAUCCCCCCUGAGGAGGACAGAGCUAUUUCUGUAGCCUGUUUAGUUUCCUGGAUGGAGAGGUUCUGCGUGGCGAAGAGGAAAUGCGGCGGGCUUGAACAGCGCGUAGCGUCGCGGUCGAGGUGUGAGGGAUUAACGCCGAACGCCUGUUCCUAACUAGCAGCCUUUAGCCUUCUGUGACAUUUAGUUCCUGUAGCAGAUGUCGUGACAUUGGCCGGGUCGUUUGCUCCGGGCCGCAAACCCAGACCGCUUCGAUAUUCUCACUGUGCAGCGUUUCAGCGAACAGCAAACAUGAAUAAAUCUGUAGAACUCCUCAACGUUUACAACCUUUUUCUCUGUUGGACUGGGGUUGAAAACCAGGGGGGCAGAUGUUUCCAAUAGGACGGGGUCACGGGCAGAUAAAGGCUUUCCCAGCAUGCCUUGCUUUCUGUAAUUCCCAAAAGGAAC
This is a messenger RNA of Salarias fasciatus (jewelled blenny), 1450 nucleotides long. RefSeq names its product complement C1q tumor necrosis factor-related protein 5-like. Lineage: Eukaryota; Metazoa; Chordata; Actinopteri; Blenniiformes; Blenniidae. The transcript is spliced from 3 exons. Gene Ontology annotation, molecular function: protein binding. The record is from RefSeq and is a predicted model, not a curated record. The coding region runs from base 211 to 978 and encodes 255 amino acids.